Messenger RNA from Amblyraja radiata (thorny skate), 1908 nucleotides. It is a transcript of the gene fbln7, whose product is annotated as fibulin 7. Lineage: Eukaryota; Metazoa; Chordata; Chondrichthyes; Rajiformes; Rajidae. The transcript has 8 exons. The record is from RefSeq and is a predicted model, not a curated record. Bases 315 to 1643 code for a protein of 442 amino acids. Gene Ontology annotation, molecular function: calcium ion binding.
UGCUAUUCAGUCUAGGAAGCCCCGGGACCAUCUUCCACCCUCCGGGAGAAGAGGCGAGCAGUCCCGGCAAACCCCGAGGCCAGCCGAGUGUGGAGCAGCAAGUGGCAGUGUCUUGUCUUGUACAGUGGCAGUGCCCGUCUCAUCCCACCCCCCGGCCAUGGGCUCCACGUGAAUGUGCCCGCUGCUCCAAACGCCAGCAAGGAUUUUCUCCUCUCUCCUCUCUCCCCCUUGUCCGCUACCAGCCAGCCAGGGAGCCAGGAGGUUGAAGGACGCGGACCUAGCCACGCGUGCGGAGGCCAGGAGAGGAGGAAGAGAUGGAUCCUGGAGUCCAGAGCAGCCUUCUGCUGUACCUGCUUCUCUCCUGCCCCUAUACGUCCCGGGCAGCGCAGGGCUGUCUGAGCCGGCAGAAGGUGCUCGUUGCCAUCCGGCAAAUGCAGCAGCUGCUGAAAGGGCAGGAGAACCGCUUUGUUGACGGGAUCCACACCAUGAAGGCCAAGCUGUCGACCUUGCAGCUCUCUGUCUCCAGACCCACCGCAAACCAGCGCUCAGCGGUGUUGUGUCCUUCGCUGGAGGCCCCCAGGCACGGCAAGAAGCUUGGCUCCAAGUACAGCAUGGACCACGAGGUGCACUUCAUCUGCCUGCCUGGGUAUCAGCUGAGCGGCUCCAGCACCAGAGUGUGUCAGGCUAGCAGGCGGUGGACGGGCAGUACAGCCAACUGCACAGAGGUGAAUGAGUGUACCAGCAACCCCUGCCAGAAUGGAGGGACGUGUGUGGAUGCCGUGAAUCGAUACGCCUGUAUCUGCCCAAACAACUGGACGGGCAGCCACUGUGGCCAUCCAGUGCCCACAGCUGGUGCCGGGGUAGACCUGAGUGAGUUCGGCGACACGUCCUUCAGUCGGAAGCCUCGGUGUGCCAAGGUUGAGGGGGCCCAGCACUGCAGCUGUGAUGCAGGUUUCCAUAUGAGUGGUACCAGUGAAAAUAGCCUGUGCCAAGAUGUGGACGAGUGUGAGGUGUUCCAGUUGGAGGGAGUUACCCGACUCUGCAUGCACACCUGCAUCAACGUCCCUGGAUCCUACCGCUGCACCUGCCCCCCCACCUACAGGCUGCUCAAUGAUGGCAGGAGCUGUGAUGAUGUCGAUGAGUGUGCAACAUCGCAGCACAACUGCCCAACAGAGGCAACCUGUAUCAACACGGGUGGAGGAUUUGAGUGCGUUAACCCGCAGUGUCCGCUGCCUCACGAGAAUGUCAGCUACGUUAAAACAUCGCCAUUCCACUGUGAACGCUACCCUUGCCCGAUGAACAGCAAGUCAUGCCAUCACGCUGCGAAAACCAUCUCCUUCCACUACCUCUCCAUGCCCUCCAAGCUGAAGACCCCGGUCACCCUGUUCCGCAUUGCCAGUGCUGCUGCCCCUGGCAGGCCCGGGGCGGACAGCAUGCGCUUCGGUAUCGCCGGCGGCACCAACCGCGGCCAGUUCGUGGUGCAGCGGUCCGACCGGCAGACGGGCGAGCUCAUCCUGGUCCAGCCUCUGCUGGGGCCGUGCACCGUGGAGGUGGACGUGGACAUGUCCGAAUACUACAACCGCACGUUCCAGGCCAAACACAUGUCCAAGGUCACGCUCUUCAUCUCGGCCAACGGCUUCUGAGGAGAUGCUCAGACAUGUUGACUCUGGGCGGGAGGGAACCAUGACCAUUAUUGCGAGGUGACCAGGGUGAGAUAGCUUCCGAGCCUCACAUGCAUGAGGAAGACGGCUUACCAUGGUAUACAAGUACUGUUGGUAGCGUGCAACACCUUGAGCUGCUACUUCACUGUGGUGAUGUGAUGCGUUGCAGACUUAUGCCCCUGUCCCACUUAGGAAACCUGAACGGAAACCUCUGGAGACUUUGCGCCCCACCCAAGUUUUCCGUGCG